Seriola aureovittata is the source of this 2398-nucleotide messenger RNA. RefSeq names its product izumo sperm-egg fusion protein 1. Bases 385 to 1371 code for a protein of 328 amino acids. Lineage: Eukaryota; Metazoa; Chordata; Actinopteri; Carangiformes; Carangidae. Gene Ontology annotation, cellular component: acrosomal membrane; plasma membrane. The transcript has 10 exons. Gene Ontology annotation, molecular function: protein binding involved in heterotypic cell-cell adhesion; signaling receptor binding. Gene Ontology annotation, biological process: heterotypic cell-cell adhesion; fusion of sperm to egg plasma membrane involved in single fertilization; sperm-egg recognition. The record is from RefSeq and is a predicted model, not a curated record.
UUAAAUUAACGUAUAUAUUUUCUUUAUCUUAGCUACCGUUUUCCAUGGAAACCAUUCAAGUAUCAAAAAUAAUUCGUAGUAUUCUGUUUUUUCGGUUUUCAUCUAACUACAAAAUGCCGUGAAUAUAUGAAUAUAUAGCCCCAUUUUUGUAAAUAGUAACUGUUUGUUUUUGAUUACCUUGAAGGGUGACCAGGCAGUUUUCUUGCGGUUUGUAAAUAGCAAUCUAGUAGAAUCUGGCUGGAAUACGCCGUGUUGCCAGAUCAGCUGGCACAGGAGCAACAUUGCACAGCUUGUCCUGAACAAACUACAGGGAGCCUGCAGUGACCGAAAAAUCACAAGAACUAAAGUGACUCAUCCUCGGGAAGUUCAUGUUGCAGAGGGGAGAUGCUGCUGAUGUUGGUGUCCCUGCUUUGCUGUGUCCCUGCAGUCAAGGUCUGUCUGCAGUGUGACCGCAGGGUCAGGCUCCUACAUGAAGACUUAGUCCUGUCUGCUCCCACUGUGGUCGACCAGAUUGAAGUGAAAAAGAUUUGUGACCACGCUUAUGAGACCUACAAAGAGACCAGCCGGGAACGAAAGGGCAUCAUUGAUCCCACCACUCUGUACAGAGCCAGAACUGAGUACCAGAGUGAGUUUAAUCGAUUUCUGAAAACCCCGCACACUGGAUCUGUAACACAUGAAGCCAUUCAGAUCAUGGAGAAGGGCAGGAGGAUAUUGGAGAAACACUUGGAUGCCUUCAUCCAUGAUGGAUUGUGCCCCAACAAGUGUGGGCUUCUGAAUCGAAGAGUAAUGGAUUGCUUCUCUUGCCGCUACAAGACAUACGUCUGUCACUCACCCUCUGGCCAGCAGGACUGCGGUGUGUACCCGGUGCAAGCUGAGGAGGGAGGCCAGGCAGUGUUGAACUGUUUUCUUCCAUGGCAUCGUCUUCUGUUGGGAAAACCAGAAUACCACUACUCCUGGGCCCCUGGAGUCCCAGGAUCUAAAAAGCUGGAUGAGAGUGAUUUCAAAGCCGUGGUAGUGACAGACGACUCAUCUGUGGUCUUAAAUCAGCUGCAUGUGGAUGAACAAGGAACAUAUCGCUGCUCUCUGCGGCGCCAAGAUGGAACCGUCUUCUACCGAGUGACCUUCCUGCUCACUGUCUCCCCUUUGCCUGACCAAACUCACCGACCCCUCGUCACUCUGCCCUCUCUGCCUCAUGGAGACAAGUACUCACCUUUCCAAACUCCUGAGGCCCUGCUGGUGCCAGUCAUCGCCAUGGUUACUGCUCUGAGUCUGGCGGCGAGCGUAGGCCUCACAGUUGUCCUGAGAGUGAUGAUGAAUCAGCGGCGAGCAGCGGAAGAGAUGAGAAGGAGGAGGACGGAAGAAGUGCGAUGAAGAUACUGUAAACAGUAAACACACACUUUAAUGGCAGGGAUGUUUUACUCACUUCAGGUUGUGUAUUUUGUCCUGUCGUUUAAUAAAUUUCCCAGCACGAAAAUGUCGUGUCGUGUCUACAAAUGAAGUGGAAGUGAGAAUACAUGUGGCUUAAUGAGGCUGGGGUUUCUGUAAGCAUAUGGUUUAUCUAAAAAAAACGUGUACAUCAUGACUCAGUCAUAAAACAGAAAGUUGGAGCUGUAAUUUACCCAAAGUACACAAUACUCACAACCAGACCAAAAAUCCCCCAGAUACCCCUCAACUUCCCGUAACAUUAAGCACCAGCUCGCCAUAAAACAGCAAUGAUCUGACCCCAGUAGGGACACGUUCGCCCUGAAUGGGGAGAUGGCGUUGUCACGUGGGCAUUUAUGAGAGGAAUCUGGGAUGAGGUAAAUCUCCCGGAUUACAGUGUUUUUCUGAGAUUAAUAGCCCCAGCCAUCCAAUUAAUCCAGGAUAAUCCCCCUGUGGGAGGAGGGGGUUGACGUGGAGGGGUAAAAGCUAGCGGCAGAUGUUUUCAUCAGGGCUUCUUUUUAAUGUUUAUUUACUCAUACAUUCAUUCAGAGAGGCUGAGUAAGGGCAAGUUUGGUUUUUUUUGCAUUACUGGUAAUGUUCUUAUGAUUGUGAAGUCACUGUGUUCUUACCACACCAUCACCAGACAAAUCAUUUCUUUCCCUCUGUCUGUGCUCUCUUUACAUUUUGAUGACAUAAGCCGCUUCUGUUUCAAAAAUAGCCACCUCUAUUUAAACAAGUUCUGGCAUGAUCUCCUCGUCAUCAAGUCUACAAGUCUGUCGCUCACUCUGCAUGUUUCUGCUCACUGAAAUUCAAAUUCAUUUGACUCAAGCCAAGUUUUAUUUAUUUUAUUUGUAUAGUGCCAAAUCAUAACAGAAGGAUCUAAGGUACUUUUCAUAUCGAAGAGAUCUAAACCACAUUCUGUACAAUGAAACCAAAUGAAAAUGAAAGCGAGUGAUUUGUUGUGUAUGAGUCACCA